AUGCCUUUCAUUCUGCGGUUCCUGUACGAUGGUUUGGUCAUCCGGCUCUACUGCAAGUACGCCUGGGGCUGUUCCAAGGAAGACUUAUCAGAGUUUUAUAAUGCUUGCGUGGCUUCGGCAAACAAGACCGCGAUCCUUGGCCAGCACACCCCUAGCUUCCUGGACAUCGGCGUUGGAACAGGAUACUUUCUUGAACAUGCUCCCUUCUCGGCUGGAAGCCAUGUCACGUUAGCCGAUCUGAAUACAGAUUGUCUACUCACGGCAUCAAGACGAGUUAUUGGCACCCACCCAACCUUGUCGGUUCGGACUCUGGUGGUGGACGUUUUGGAAUCGGACGAAAGGUCGAGCCUGGCGCUCACUUCCGCUCGGCUAGCACCCCCACACGCGGUUGAACCCAAGCCCGGGUUCGACCUCAUAUCCUGUCUUUGCCUCAUUCACUGUCUGCCUGGACCGACUCGGUCCAAGACAGAGGCGAUCAUAUCUCUAGGAAAGCACCUUCGCCCGGAGGGUGUGAUUGUAGGCGCAACCGUUCUCGGAAAAGGUGUACGACAUAACUGGCUUGGGGCUUUUCUGCUCCUUUGGCACAACAUUUUGGGUAUCUUUUCUAACCGUCAUGAUGAUAUUGAAAAUAUCGUGAAGUCUCUUGAGGCUGCUUUCGAUUCUGUCGAGUGGUCAGUCGUUGGCAGAAUGUUACUGUUUGAGGCCAGUAACCCAAAACGUUGA
Colletotrichum graminicola M1.001 is the source of this 723-nucleotide messenger RNA. RefSeq names its product methyltransferase domain-containing protein. Lineage: Eukaryota; Fungi; Ascomycota; Sordariomycetes; Glomerellales; Glomerellaceae. The record is from RefSeq and is a predicted model, not a curated record. The transcript has a single exon. The coding region runs from base 1 to 723 and encodes 240 amino acids.